Messenger RNA from Aureobasidium musti, 1092 nucleotides. Lineage: Eukaryota; Fungi; Ascomycota; Dothideomycetes; Dothideales; Saccotheciaceae. The record is from the annotation of a GenBank genome assembly.
AUGAACGCCAACGAGGUCAUCUCCAACCGCGCUAUCGAGAUCUUGGGCGGUACCAUGGGUUCCAAGAAGCCUGUCCACCCCAACGACCACGUCAACAUGUCUGCUUCGUCCAACGACACCUUCCCUACUGCCAUGCACAUUGCCGCCGUUCUCGAGAUCGAGGAGGAGCUCCUCCCUGCCCUGCGCAGCCUCAAGGACGCCAUGUACAAGAAGCAGCAGGCUUUCGAGAAGAUCAUCAAGAUUGGACGUACUCACUUACAGGAUGCCACUCCCUUGACUCUCGGCCAGGAGUUCUCUGGCUACGUCACUCAGCUCGAGUACGGUAUCCUUCGUGUCGAGUCCGCUCUNCCCCGUCUGCGCUACCUCGCCCAGGGUGGUACUGCCGUCGGUACCGGUCUCAACACAUUCAAGGGCUUCGCCGAGGACAUCGCUACUGAGGUCAGCAAGCUCACCGGCCACGAGUUCGUCACUGCUCCCAACAAGUUCGAGGCUCUUGCCGCUCACGACGCCAUUGUUGAGGCUCACGGCCAGCUCAACACCCUGGCCUCCUCCCUCUUCAAGAUCGCUCAGGACAUCCGUUUCCUCGGUUCCGGUCCUCGUUGCGGUCUUGGUGAGCUCAAGCUUCCCGAGAACGAGCCUGGUUCAUCCAUCAUGCCCGGUAAGGUCAACCCUACUCAGUGCGAGUCUUUGACCAUGCUCUGCUGUCAGGUCUUUGGUAACCAGGCCGCCGUCACCUUCGCUGGUUCGCAAGGUAACUUUGAGCUCAACGUUUUUAAGCCUGUCAUGAUCCGCAACCUCCUCCACAGCUCCCGCCUGUUGAGCGACGGUAUGCGCUCCUUCGAGAAGAACUUGGUUGAGGGUCUUGAGGCCGAUGAGAAGAGAAUCGAUGCUCUUCUCCACGAGUCCCUCAUGCUUGUUACCUGCCUUAACCCCGUCAUUGGUUACGACAUGGCCUCCAAGGUCGCAAAGAACGCUCACAAGAAGGGUCUCACCCUCAAAGAGAGUGCUAUGGAGCUCAAGGCUCUGAGCGAGGAGGACUUCGACAAGACUGUCCGUCCCGAGCUCAUGCUUGCUCCCAAGGAGAAGAAAUAA